AUGCCUGUCGAUACUAAAUUUGCUGACAUGCCAUGGAUAGUAGGCGCAUUCUUAAGUAAUCCGCUUCAUUUUAGGCAUAUGAUGAACCUGAUGUAUAUGAAACUGAUGACUUACCUGAAGCCGAUCAAAGAAAAAGCGAGGUUUGUCUUUUGUCAUUUAAUGAAGGUAAUCAAAAAGACUACUGAGGAUGACCAGGUCCUCCCAAAAGAAAUUGAAAGAACCAAAAUUUCAGCUGAAGAGGCAAGAAAGCGCUUUGAGCACUGUAAAGUUAAUGCUUUGAACGCUGAUUUCUCCGAUAAGGUUACCGGUACAAUAAAUGUCGGAUUUGCCGUGGAAAAUUCAGUGUAUGAAGCGAACGCAGAUGGUGGUCGGGAGUCAACGCUGACGGCACGUUUCCAGCGUCUUCAGGCAGAAGUCCGCCAGCUUAUCGACGACGUUGAAACGGUGAAAAAAGAGGCUGGAGCAAGCGGAGGGGAGUUGUCAGUGGAACAAAUCUCGGUUCUAGCCUCCUCGUUAACGAAUCAACUUGGGCAACUCCAAUUGGAGGAGAUUUUUGGACCUAAUCUCGACCUUACGGAUCUCUGUGCCCAUGACGCUCUCAUUCAAAAGCGUUUACUCGAACAAAUUGCCAACUUCAAACCCGCGCCAAGGAGACAAGCCGAAAAAACCAGCGAACUCCUUAGUUUUGAACUUUACUCUAAACCCUCAGACCAGGCUGACUCCAAUAAAGAAAAGACGCUAGAGUUGGACCGGCGAUUGCAGCGUCUGGAGGCACUCCUUGGCUCACGGGAAGUGACCGAAACAGGUCCCGGUGGUUUGCUUGACACGGCUUCACGAUUGUCCGAGCGGAUUUCUCUUUUGCAACCAGCAUACUUGGACCAAGUUGAGGCACGAAUCGCCAGUCUUCAAGCAAAGCUUGCCAGUAUCAGCAAAAACCCCGAGAACUCUAUUGUUACCGAUGCCGAUACGCAGAAUAAAGUUGCUGAGUUGUUUGAAAUUGUAAAAAAGUGGGACACGUUUUCCGCAGACCUCCCAACAGUCGUUGAUCGUCUCAAGGAUCUCCAAGCUCUGCACGAGCAAGGUUCGAAUGUUUUUCAUUCUGCAACAUCUGAAUUCAGCACCGCGCUCGUGAAUGUGGAACUGUCCCAGAAAAGGAUCGACGAUGAAUUGACAAGUUACUCCUCUCAGCUUAAGGUGGUGAGUUGCUCAUUUGUGCAGCAGUCUUAG
Molecule: messenger RNA, 1227 nt
Organism: Mesocestoides corti
Lineage: Eukaryota; Metazoa; Platyhelminthes; Cestoda; Cyclophyllidea; Mesocestoididae
Source: the annotation of a GenBank genome assembly